Molecule: messenger RNA, 1652 nt
Organism: Nomia melanderi (Alkali bee)
Lineage: Eukaryota; Metazoa; Arthropoda; Insecta; Hymenoptera; Halictidae
Source: RefSeq, a predicted model, not a curated record
UAGACCGGGGCUCGGUCGAUACUUAUCGCGAUUCCGGAGCCCGUCCUCGCGGUGCGGCGUCCUGGCACUGCGGUUCGUAUGAUUUCCGUGCACGGUUAUCCGUCCUCAUUAUCAGUAAUGACGGAGGACGUCGGCGCGAUGCUGCAGAAAGGCCUGACCGAAUGGUGGAACGAGGAGACCGAGUACAUGUUGCAGAGGAUCGAGAGGUGGGCCGCAUACGCUAGGGGCUACAAUCGUCUGAGGUCCCAGAGACUGUCCAGGGGACGAAUGACGAUGCAGAGCGGCCAGGAACCGCGCUGGAGCGUCUCCUCCAACAAGCUGAUCAUAGAGGAUCCAUCCUGGAGUCCACGGUUCCACGCGCUGAAGAAGUCGCGCCGAAAGUCCCGGCCAGAAGAGACGAAGAUCAACUGCUGCGGCACGUUCAAUUACCAGUCGAACAGCAAUCUGGACAGCAACUGCCUGGAGACGUACAGGUACGACCACAGCAUCUACUUCAAGACGAUCGGGGACAUCAAGAACAGCAAGAAGGACCUUGUCGAGGAAGCGAAGGACGAUAAGGAGGAUAGGAUCUCUGUGAGCAGCGAGGAGCUGGUCGAGUGGGACGCGAAGUCGGUGUCAGACUUCAUCGCUAAUCAGCUUUUAGAGGACGGGCUCGCCGGCGAAAAUAUUAAAACCAUCUUCGCCGGCACGGCGGUUGGGGAUUGCAAUCCGAUCGACUCGGUCAGCUGGUCGAACGUCGAUCUGACGAAGCUCGAUUUGAACGAAGAGGACGUCGCGGUGAUCGACGAGGAAAAUAAUUCGACAGUGUUGCAGAUCGAAGAGGAGAGCAACAAUAAUUGCACAAGGGAUGGGACGUUCGUGGAGGACGUGAAUUUGAAGAAUCAACAGGGGUAUUUGGAUUGGGUCGCCGAGGGCGUGGACGAUGUCGAUCAUGAAGCUACCAAGAGUUGUCUCGAUAUUCGAAGAAACCGGAAAGCGUCGAGGAAGGCUAAGCAUUCACCAAUUGUGGGCGAUAAUGAUGUAAUUUGGCCGAGUGUUUUGUUGAAUUACACGACGAAUGUGGAUCGCAUCAGUUCCCCGCAUCAUUACCGGCAAAAGUGUUGAAAGGAAUCGGGGUCUUCGAAAUUCUAGAGAUCUUUGCAUGAUUGCCGAGAGUAUUUGAGAUUGCUGAGCUUGACUAGAUCUUAACGUCGAUUUCAUUUUGCGGGAAUAUUCGAUAGUGGGAAAGUUUGCAAUUUGAACGGAAGUAUACUUAUGUAUUCGCUGUUCUAUGUGUGACUUUUAAACAGAUGUAAAUUGUCCUCAUUGAACAGUAACGUACUGUAAUUAAAUGCCUUUCAUCUUCGACACACGUUACUCGUUCCUUUGCCGAGCGUACUUGCUACAAUUUGUUUGUCGUGUACUUGUCAAUAUUCGCAGGACUAAGUUGUUUACAGAUAGAAAUUCGUCGAAGGAAAACGAUACAUAGAUUUACUUGUCAACACUGAUAUCACGGAAUACUUUGCACACGCAUACAUACGUUUAAUUAUUCUUUUAUAUUUUAUUGUUCGAUGUUACUCCUCACUUAUGAGACAUAAUUUUAUAAGGGAAUAAUUUGAAAUUACAUCGAUUGAUUCAACGUUACCUCAAUAAAUUUGACAUUGAACUUUUUA